AUGAGAGCGCAAGAUCAAGCACAGCUGCCACCAUCGCAAUCGUCACCACCGCAAUAUCCUCCUCUACCACAACAACAACCGGCUGUACAGCUACAGCAGCAACUUCCACAAGCAACGUGUCCCAUCUGUCAGGACGACAUAGGACCUAAUGAACCAAGGAUUAACUGCAACAUAUGUCAUAAAUCGUGUCAUAGUGGUGAGAUUACUCAAUGGCUAACUACAAGAUUAAAUCAUGGAUAUCCUGUAACAUGUCCCAAUUGCCGUACGGAUAUGAGUAAGCCUAAUCCAAAAGAUAGCUUUACAAUUCUCCACAUCAAACUUUCUUCAUUAGCAUGGGCUCUUGGUAAUCAACAACCUCCAGUGGAUCAUCCCCCUGCAUUCCCUGUCCCGCCUCACAAUCCUAAUAAUAACACUCCGCCAGGUUUACAGCCAGCUGAAUUAUUACUACAUAUUAAUAACUGGGACUGGGAAGCAGGAUUGCCAUGAGAGGCAAGCAACUAAGAAGAUUUUUGUUCAACACUUACUCAAAUUCAGACAGCACGAAUGAAAAAUAGUGUCAAUUCUGUCGUGCUCGCAUUCCAGUGCGAGACAGUUUUUUGUAAGAGGAUAAUAAUUUAUUUUGCAUUUUAAUUGGUUCACAUUUGUAUGAAAAAUAGUUAGAGAAAUAACAAAGAAAAUGAACCAAAGUAAAGAAAAAAACUGGCAAGUUUCCAGGAAAGAAAGCCAUACCUUGCGGGCAGAGUCAGUGUGAAAAUGAGGGUAGGUGUCAGUGUGGGUGUGGGUGCAGUGACGACCGUUCCACACGCAUCGACAUCCAUACCUUCAUAUAAAACCCCAACAACACUUACACGCACUGUCACAUCUAUAUCCAUCCCAGCGGCGUACCCAAGGGAGGAGCAAAUAGGCAAUUGCCCAUUUCAUUUGGAGAUUUGCCCGUUGUAAUUUUUAUUACUAAGUUUUUGCCCAUUGAAAUUUUACUUUUUCAGAAUUGUUUAUUUAUCUUUGAAUUUUUUUUUUUGCUUUAUUAUGCGUUAAUGCCCGAAGGCCUGUUAACACAACCAGAUUUAAAUGCAGUGACAAGUUAACCACUUAAGACAGAGAAGAGAGAAACACGAGCAAAAGGACAGCGAAAGAAAGUGAGAAGGCGCACACAGAUACAUAUUAGAUUUGCAUAUUGCUAGUAAACACAUACAUUCAGCGUGCAUCGGGUUAGAGGUAGAGAGAAAAAAAAAGAAAAUAUAUAAAUCCCAAUAGAGUAUGACCUACGCAAGAAGAGAUAAUACAAAUUGUAAGAGAAAGAAAAACAAAUACAUAUAUAUGAAACAAAGAGAAAAACCUGUUACUUAGAAGAGUAGGGUUAAUUCGUUUCAAUGAGUACGAGAGGGUGAUACAAGACUGGGAAGGGAGAAGAAAGAGAAGGAAACUGCUAUGAUAACUAGGGCCAGAAAUACAGCGCUACUACACCCUCGAAUUACGCAAAGGUUUCGGGGAAUAGGGACAGUAGAGAGAAAUCAUCAGGAGGAACGAGGGGAAUGGAGCACGGGUGGGUGUGGGUGUGGGUGGGUGUGGGUGUGGGUGGG
Messenger RNA from Rotaria sp. Silwood1, 1580 nucleotides. The record is from the annotation of a GenBank genome assembly. Lineage: Eukaryota; Metazoa; Rotifera; Eurotatoria; Philodinida; Philodinidae.